Haplochromis burtoni (Burton's mouthbrooder) is the source of this 3898-nucleotide messenger RNA. RefSeq names its product tafazzin, phospholipid-lysophospholipid transacylase (gene tafazzin). Lineage: Eukaryota; Metazoa; Chordata; Actinopteri; Cichliformes; Cichlidae. The transcript is spliced from 11 exons. Gene Ontology annotation, biological process: inner mitochondrial membrane organization; cardiolipin acyl-chain remodeling. The record is from RefSeq and is a predicted model, not a curated record. The coding region runs from base 1789 to 2577 and encodes 262 amino acids. Gene Ontology annotation, cellular component: mitochondrial membrane. Gene Ontology annotation, molecular function: 1-acylglycerophosphocholine O-acyltransferase activity.
CAAUCAGCCAGAGUUUCGGAUGAGCUCAUUGUGAAACCUGGCCCCACCCUAUCAUGUGAUUUCCUGAGGUCAGAUGGCCCAGGAUGUGAGUGGGCGUUAAGGCGUCUCAAAACUGAAAGUUUCAGCAAAUCUUCAGGUCCUGUUGUUUACAAGUUCCAGACCUUUUCUUCUUCUUCUUCUUUUUCACAGCAGAUCAUCUGCCUUCAUCUCCUCUGCCUUUGCAUCCUCUUCUGUCACACCGACUCUCUGCCUGUCCUCCUUCACUACAUUCAUGAAUUGUCCUUCUCUCUCACUGCCUCCAAACAUGCCUCCCCCCUCUCCUCUUGCUUUGUCAGUAGUAGCAGAGUUUCUCAGCUGCUCGUAUGCACCAGUGCAGUCAUAAUAAUUGUACGUGUGUCCAGUAUCCUGGUAUGUACCCUGGAAUGUGAAGUACAUGCUAUUUAUUAGAGAGAAUAAUAGAGUGUGAAUGCUACACAGGCACAACUAAGCUCCCAAACAGACAUUGCUGGAUGGUGAUGAGAUACCAGCAUCAGUAUUUCUUCAAUCCAAGUAUUUAAAUAGAUGACGUCACUUUGCUAGACAUGGAAUUGCUUUAAAUGGGCCACUGGCCCACUGCAGGGGCAAAGGGCUCCAUCUGCAUUUGUAUAUGAAGCCUUUGAAGAGAUCAUGUUGCCUCUGCGAGACCUGAACAGGAGUUGAGACCAAACAAAUACACAGCAGAAAUUAUGCAAAUACUGUUGCCAUGACGGAGCACAAGAGGUUUUUUUUCUUUAUGGUCAUUUUAAAUAACAAGCAAAACAGACGAUAAUGAUGAGACCAAAAAUGUUUGUAUGGAAUCUAAAGAUUGCAUUGAACAAAAUAAAUUCAAAUAUAAACUGUUUUUACUAAUUUCAUUUUCUAAUUCACUGAAAAAAUACAGACAUAUUCAUGAACAUGCACUGUGGAAAGCUGUAUUUUUAAUUACUAUUGUGCGUACGUUUCACAUGUGAAAAUCUGUGAAAACUUUAUUUUACCAACAAUUUUUAAAGAUCAAAACAUCACAAGAAUAUAUAGGCCUGCGGACAUGAAUACCACGGUCAGCCGAACAUUUAAUCUUGACCUUCAUUGUCAAUAGACAAUGUGCAUAGAGCCGUGCUCUGUGGCAUCAGUGACAGCACAAAGUUUCUCAAAAUCACACACUGUAUGUGUAUAUCCUAAAAUAGCACGUUUUACAGCUUACAGAGGCCUAAGACUUCAGCCAAUCAUAAGGUGUAGAGUUAAUAAAACAUACCAUUUUAACAUUCAUUUCAACAUUUCAUUUUCGGGGCUUUUGCAGUUUAGUAUUAUUGUAAUAACUGGCUACUUCCAGAUGUUGUAUCCUGAUUGAAUACUAAAUGAGCCAUCUACAUAUGUUGUAUUUAAUUAUUAUUUUCUUACAGAGAAGGUCCGAUUAAAGAAAAAACCCGUCACCUUUGGCCUACUUCCCAGACUCCGUUACCCAUAAAACCUCGUUUCUCAUUGCUGAAGAGGUUGAUGGACUACAUCAAACCCGUUUAAAGGAAAUAACAGCGUCUUGAAGUCGUCUUAUUUUAUGAAGCGUUAACGUGUUUGAAAGAAACAUAAAUAUAAAUUGCGCGCAUCUGUAAUAAACAGGGAAAACGUAAAGUUUAACCGAAAACUACAUUACCCAUAGUUCAGCGCGUGAUAACAGCUUCCGGGGUUGGUGACCAUCAGCCUGUUAGCAGGAGACAGGAGAAAGGUGAGGAAAUGUGAGUGUGUGUGUGGAUGUAGUGUCAGCAGAGCGCCGUGAUGCCCCUGGAGGUGAGAUGGCCGUUCCCUCAAUGCCCCGCUCUGCCGUGGAGGGUCUCCAGCUCACUGAUCAUGGGCAUGGUGGGCUCCUACUCCUACUUCUGGACCAAGUACAUGAACUGUCUGACGGUCCACAACCACGAGGUUCUGUUGAACCUGGUUGACCAGAGGCCUUCGGACACGCCCCUCAUCACUCUAUCCAACCACCAGUCCUGUAUGGAUGAUCCGCACAUCUGGGGCGUCCUGAGGCUCAGGCAGCUGUGGAACUUCAAAAAGAUGCGAUGGACACCUACAGCAUCUGACAUCUGCUUCACUAAAGAGCUGCACUCCAGGUUCUUCAGCCGAGGGAAGUGUGUUCCCGUCUGCAGAGGUGAUGGUGUUUACCAGAAAGGAAUGGACUUUAUUCUGGAGAAGCUGAACAAAGGAGAGUGGGUGCACGUCUUUCCAGAAGGCAAAAUCAACAUGACGGAGGAAUUCAUACGUUUAAAGUGGGGUGUUGGUCGGCUGAUAGCGGAGUGCUCGCUUAAUCCGAUAAUCCUGCCGCUCUGGCACGUGGGUUUGAGCGACGUGCUGCCCAACGUGGAGCCCUACAUUCCUCGCACGGGCAAGAGAAUCACCGUCCUCGUGGGGAAACCGUUCAGUGUCAAAGAUCUCGUUGAAACCCUCCGAGCUGAAAACAAGAGCCAGUUGGAAAUGCGGAAGACCCUGACGGAUUUCGUCCAGGUGGAGUUUCGGAGCCUGAAAGCCCAGGCCGAGGCCCUGCACAAGCAGGUAGAGACCAGAUCCUGAGUCCUAGCCGUCCUGCGUUUGCCUGCAGACACUGGUCCUUCACACAUCAGCCCUGAGGAUAACACCCCAUGUACAGAGAAGCUCCCACACCUCCACACGGAGACAUCACUGAGCCUCAGAGUGUUUCGCUGACAGUCGUAAACGACUGUAACUUUGGAUGCAACAAACUCAUUUUGUAAUUCAGUUAUUGCUUCAAAAUCAGGUUGGUCCACUGCACACCUAAACAGGACGAGUAGCACUGCAGAUGUAUGAAUGAUUGAUUACAUAUGAAUACAUGGUUUCUCUGGGACCCUUUAUAACCAGAAGCCCUCAGGAGAAUUUCUUUUACCUCCUUGGUAUCAGAAGGCAUUUUGAUUUUGAUGAUUCAGCUUUUCAUGUCAUCCAACUUUGAAGUCCAGAGCAGCAGCAGAAGCUGGUGUUGAGUCUGAGGAGGAGAGAGGAGGUCGGGUGAUGGAUGGGCGAGUGAAGGGGCCACCUCAUGACCUUUGUGUGUGUGUGUGUGUGGGGGGUGCGGUGAACAAUAGCCUUGAACUUUGUUUUUUUUUCUUACUGGUGAAACACACAAUAGAUCUCAAAAAGGGCAGCAAACCAAGACUAGUUAACCAAGUCCCAGUUACUAGGGUGAGCACCUGGUGACUGCCUGGCAACCACCAGUCACUAUGUAUGAAUAAGUAUUUCCGCCAGGCUCUAAGUAACAAGGAGGUUUCACCUAGCAACAGACAGCAGCUGCUCACCGACGGGUCAUGGAGUGCAGGUUUUAUCUGGUAACUUGUCAGUGUGGGAGAAAUGAUCCUGCUCUGAUCGGGCUCUGCACCAGCUGAAUGCUUUUCUCAGUUUUGCUGAAUUGUUCAAUUUUGAUGAUCUGUUUAAUAACCAGUUCUUUUUUCCUUUAAGAUGUAAAGCUGCUGUUGUUUAAACUACUAAAUAUUAGUACUCAUCAUGCUCCUCUGUGCAUGAGGAAGUCAAAGUGCUGCAUGCCAGAUGUUUGCAGCUGUUAUCAGAAAGAUGCUCAGGCAGUAAAUGAUUGAGGUAAUCGUACUGUUAUGUUUGAUCAUUGGAUUGCUCCUUGCUGUUUUUCAGUCAUCUCUUAGUUGUGUUGAUAAUUUUCUUUUUCAAUCAAAGUUUUCCUGUUAAUCCUAAAACCCCUGAAUGCUGCCCCAUCACCGAUGUACAUAACUUAUUUUAUCACAGAGGACAAAAAGGAUUUUAUAAGGGACAAAAUCUGUGCUAAUUUUAUAAGUGUAUCGCCUUAAUGUGAUUGCCACUCUUUCCUAUACUUGAUGUGAAGUCCAAUAAAGAAUCUGACUUUUCUAAGUUUGAA